Molecule: messenger RNA, 738 nt
Organism: Aspergillus clavatus NRRL 1
Lineage: Eukaryota; Fungi; Ascomycota; Eurotiomycetes; Eurotiales; Aspergillaceae
Product: spindle checkpoint protein MAD2
Exons: 7
Coding region: 1-738 (245 amino acids)
Biological process (GO): mitotic spindle assembly checkpoint signaling
Cellular component (GO): kinetochore; cytoplasm; nucleoplasm
Source: RefSeq, a predicted model, not a curated record
AUGUCUGCUGCAAAAGAUAAAUCUAAGGUCCACAAGCUGUCCAUCAAGGGUAAGACAGAUGCAACACCACGCUGGGAGGAUUCUGAAGCUAACCCAUCCAUGACAGGGUCGGCGAAGCUUGUGUCCGAAUUUUUCGAGUACUCGAUAAACUCGAUUCUGUUCCAGCGAGGUGUAUACCCCCCAGAAGAUUUCACAACGGUCAAGAAAUAUGGUCUUAACAUGCUCGUCACCGCCGACGACCAGGUCAAAGCCUACAUUAAGAAGAUCAUGUCACAACUGAACAAAUGGAUGGUUGGUGGGAAGAUUUCAAAGCUCGUCGUGGUCAUCACAGACAAGGAGACAGGUGAACAUGUCGAGAGAUGGCAAUUUGACGUGCAAAUAUUUGGCAAAAGUAGCAAGAGCCAGACAGCUCGCAAGUCUGCGGAUAAGGAAAAUUCCACUCCAGGAGAUGCGGAGCCGCAAACCUCGAGUCCGGUUGAGAAAACGGAAAAAGAAAUCCAGGAAGAGAUCCAGGCAAUCUUCCGUCAGAUUACAGCCUCUGUUACCUUCCUACCUGUCUUGGACGGAGACUGCACAUUCAACGUCCUCGUGUACGCGGAUGCAGACUCGGAGGUGCCCGUCGAAUGGGGCGACAGUGAUGCCAAGGAGAUCAAGAAUGCUGAAAAGGUCCAGCUGCGAAGUUUCAGUACGAACAACCACAGAGUGGAGACUCUGGUCAGCUACCGGCUUGCUGAUUAA